AACUGUCAAUUAAUACUUGGACAAAAGGAAAUGUAUCAGCGUAUUUUAAAAUUGCAGAUUACCUUCAAUUUCAUAUUGCCCAAUCAGCGAAUAUCUGUAUUAUGUGUCAGCGCGAAAACUAUUCUGUUACACUGAGUCACUACCGUCAUCUAUACUUUCUGGGCCAACAGUAAACCCCCAUACAUUAACCGUGGACUGAUAACGAUGAUCAGUCAACUCGUAUGAAAUGUACAACGUCAUCAAUAUCUUGUUACGCAGGACAUCGAUAGCUGUUUCGCGUCUAGACGCGUGCGGUUCCUGUCGAUGCCUAUUAGUAUGACGGACACCUGCUUGUUCAGCGUCAUAGGAGCGUCACAGAGCAACCAGUUGCGUAACUAAUCCUUAUUUCUUACCGCGUGACCAAUGUCCGCCGUGAUAUUUUUGACAAAUUUCCUCUUAUCAAAACGCCCCUCAGCAAACACCAGUUGUAUAAACACUGUUAUCGCACAACUAAAACAACGCGGACGGGAGCGUAUAAAUGUGUAUUUUAUCCACAAUCCUUUUCAGUUUCAGUAACAAUGCCACGACAUUCGGAACAAGAUAAAUUAAAUAUUUUGAACACAGAAAAUGUGUGAAAUGAUUUGUUUGAAAAUUCGCUGAAUGUGCGAAAAUAUAUAUGCUAAAUCGCUUUCUAUACGGUCCCCUAAUCACGAAUAAAACUCUCAAUCCUGUUUGUAGGAAGUCAAACUGUAAAUACAUUUAUUGUAACAUCGUGGAAUUAUACGUGCUUAAACAAGCGACAAUAUUAAGGUGGAGGUGUUCCCAUACAUGACAUGAUGUCAUGAUACAUAUAUAGACAGAUAACGACGCUUUAUUGGAGGACACAAGGCUCGAUGCAAUCCCGACCGACCAGCCACACUCUCGCGCCACUUGCGAGCGACUGUUGUACAUUGCAACGCUGCAUGGUGAUUGACAGCUCCGUGUUACCUGACCAUGGGAAGAGUGACGUGAUUCGUUUUGAUUCAGUAGAAAACGGUGCUUGUCAACUGGUGAGAGAGCAUUAUGGCGAUGACCCACGUGGAACAUGCGAUGGCCCCUGGGGUCACGUACACGAAAUUCGGGAAAAAGAGAAAAACAGGAGUUGUAUACCUGGGUCAGCACGCUAUCCUCAAGCCUGUUCACAACUGUGUGUCAGGGCGUCGUGAAGUCGACUUCUACACCACCGUCUUCCAACAGCACAACGACGAUGUUGAUGACAUCGUGGCUCUACGGGAUUUCAUACCCCGUUUCAUGGGCGUGGAGGAAAAAGCGGAAGUGAGACAUCUGAAAUUAGAAAACACUAUGUCCCGGUUCAGGAAACCUUGCAUGAUCGACAUCAAGAUGGGCCAUGUGACGUCAGACCCCCUAGCGUGGCCAGAGAAGGUCGCACAAAGACGAUCCAAAUAUCCAUAUGCAGAGAAGUUGGGAUUCUCCCUGUCAGGCAUGACGUUGUACAACCCAGACAAGCGGGAGUUCGAGACGGUAGACAAAUACACCUGCCUCAACUUCUCUGUGGACCAAGUACUAGUAGAAGGUUUGGGCAGGUAUUUCGGGUUCCCUGACAACCCAAGAAAAGAUGUGAUCCUGUGCCUUAUCCACAAACUCCAUAGAAUCCGACGAUGGUUUCUUCGCCAGAGACAGUUCGCCUUUUAUGCAAGUUCCCUAUUAAUUGUGUAUGAAGGUCUUCAAAAUUACGACCAAGAGAUGGACAGGUCAGAGGUGCCCCCAUGUUGCCUGUCUCCCGUCCAUGGCCUUGAAAAAUGCCACAGAAGACAAUCUUCCAAAGACAUUGGUGAACAGUGCAACUGUUCCGAAGAUUUAUGUGCUCAAGUUGAUGUAGAUGCUGAACAACCAUUAGACAACUCCAGGCGACCUUAUUCGUUAAAGGGACACACAAUGGCAACACGUGAUAUACCUGACUGUGUGUUGGGUAGUUCUACGGGAUGUGACUGUUUGGAUGAUUCCGAUAGUGUGGACUGUUCGUUAGUUGAUGUACGGUUAAUAGACUUCACACAUGCAUUCCGAACAACGGAACGUGAUGACAACUACCUCAGUGGACUUCAAAUCCUGAUCAAUAUCUUGUCCGUUAUGUACCGAUGGGGAUAAACCUGUACAAUGCAGACCGAUAUAUCUUAUGGACACGUGUGGCUGUCCAGACCAGAAUGACGGAAUUAGGGUUCCACCCUGGUUUACCCGUGGAUCCCUGAUUCUUGUACUGUGUACAGCUCAGGUCUGAUGCAGGAUUUGAAAAGGGUAGGGUUUGGAAUCGGGUGUGGUGUGGCAGGGUGAUGAAUUGGACCGGGUGUGGUGGGGUGCGGGUGGCUGUGAGAACAAAGUAGAUGAAACACAGUACUGCUGUUUGAUGGUGGCGAAAAGGUAACAUACAAUUCCCAUUCUGUGGUGAUGUAUUUAAUACUGGUGUCAUCGUUGGGUACUGGAACUGGAAAACUGUUCGGUGACAGUUUUCUGCAUAGAUUACGUUUAAAGUUUAGUGGUCGAAUCUAAUCUUCAAGUGUAUUCAUUAUUUUGUGUUGUGGUUUUAGUUGACACGUAAUGUGACUGAAAAGAGAUAGUUGACCAUGUACCAAUCCCCAUCCCACCCGCCAGUGAACAUGGACCUUGCAUCCGUUCGUAAAGGAAACCUUGAAAUGUCUACAUAAAGAACAGGAAAUCAGAAA
Messenger RNA from Haliotis rubra (blacklip abalone), 2696 nucleotides. RefSeq names its product inositol polyphosphate multikinase-like. The transcript is spliced from 6 exons. NCBI's taxonomy places the organism in Eukaryota, Metazoa, Mollusca, Gastropoda, Lepetellida, Haliotidae. Gene Ontology annotation, biological process: inositol phosphate biosynthetic process. The record is from RefSeq and is a predicted model, not a curated record. Bases 1042 to 2124 code for a protein of 360 amino acids. Gene Ontology annotation, cellular component: nucleus; cytoplasm. Gene Ontology annotation, molecular function: inositol-1,4,5-trisphosphate 3-kinase activity; inositol tetrakisphosphate kinase activity.